UUUUCCUCUCCUCUACCCUCCCAUUCAUAAAAACUCACUUCCCUCCCCCUCAGUGGUUGCAACAUCAUAUCCACAGCUCUGCGUCCUCGAUCGCAGUCGCCUUUUUAAUGCACCAACCCAGCAGAGAGGAAAGCGCUGAAAGAGCCGCUCGGCUUUCCUUUUGGAGUUAACGUCUUUGGAAAUACUUAACGCACCACCGGCCACCAAUCUCCGAGUGGACUAUAGAGAAACCUGCGAGCAGACGUCGAGCGUAACGAAGAGAUGAGAAUUGCGUCCUGAUACCCACGUAUCACUAAAUGCUGCUUUAAUGUGAAGACGUGCAAGGCACCAGCCGACACAUGGAGUCCAGGGUUCCCCACCACAUUCCCGGAGUGUCUUCUUCCCUUAUCUCUCAGCCUUUGCUGGAUAGUCGAGUGCCCUAUGGUCGUCUUCAGCAUCCUCUCACCAUUUAUCCCAUUGACCAGAUAAAGUCAUCACAUGUGGAGAAUGACUACAUUGACAGUCCAGCUGUUGUGGCUCAGCAGCCCGUGAGCCAGAAGUCAGCAAACCGAAGAAUCACCUGGCUUGGUCAAAAUCAGGAGGCCUUCCUUGGGGCCAACCAUAAUCAUCACCAUAAUCACCAACAUCAGCUCCAUCAGCAUGGCCGGUGUGAGUCUCACCCUCACCCAGACACCACCACCCACCCCUGGAUCUCCUUCAGUGGCAGGCCCAGUUCUAUUAGCAGCAGCAGCAGUACCUCUUCCGAUCAGCGGCUGUUGGACCAUGCAGCACCGACACCGACGGUGGAUCACCACCCAAACUCAAACAAUCACCAGGGCCCCAUCAACACCGUCACAACCCGAACUCCUGGUUGUUUCUCUUCCUCUCAAUCUAAAGUCCUGACCUCCUCUUCCUCUGCUUCCUCCUGCUCCUCUUCCUCAAAAUCACUUGACCUCAAGUCUGCAAAGAUUCCUGCUGGAGGCGUGUGCUCCACUGGGGUUCAACAAGGACUGGCGCUUAUCCCUUCCUCUCCAACCGAAAAGAAGCACCUAUUUGUCUGCGAGCAUUGUGGGAAGUGUCGAUGCACUGAGUGCACGCUCCCCCGAGCCUUACCCUCCUGUUGGGUCUGCAACCAGGAGUGCCUGUGCUCGGCUCAGAGCCUGGUAGACACAGCCACCUGCAUGUGCCUAGUCAAAGGGAUCUUCUAUCACUGCACCGAGGACGAGGACGACGAGGGCUCCUGUGCCGACAAGCCCUGCUCAUGUUCACAAGCCAACUGCUGUGCACGCUGGUCUUUUAUGGCCGCCCUCUCUGUCGUCCUGCCAUGCCUAAUCUGCUACCUACCAGCUACGGGACUGGCCAAGCUGGGACAGAAGUGUUAUGACAAUGUUAGCAGGCCUGGCUGUCGCUGCAAGAACUCGCAGGCUGGCAUGAGCAUCCCUGUCAGUAAAAAUGGAGGGGUGGAAGCAAACGUUGGGACAGAAAAGCAGCAGCAGGGGUCAUGAUAGUGGACUCAACUAGCUGGCUGUGGCCUUGCAAGAAAAUGGACAGGACCCCACUUGUUUGGUUAAUAUGGACUGGACAAGGCAACACCACCCCAUUAAACCACCAUAUUUAUCUGCUGGAACAUGACUAUUAAAACAAUGGUACUUAAAUGGUUUCUUGGCCUAUGUUUGAUAGCAUGAAUGAUUAAAAUGGGCCAUUUAAAAGUGGAACAGCUAACAGGUUUGGUGAGGGAUUUGUUUUCAUGUUCUAUAAGGGUGACGAUAAGAAGAGACCAGAUUGUGUGGCCUUCUGUUUGGGUUUUAAAGAAAAUGGCUGAAGGCACAAAGUCGUACCUCUCUGCUGCUCAAUAUUUUCCAGCUAUUUUUUGUAAUGCCAAGUAAACAGAAACUGGUUGCUGAUCCUCUGUAUUCAACCCCAGCCAUCUAGAAAAGCACAGCCCAGUGUCAUUCAGGAAAGCAAGUGGUUAACUGUUGAAUACUGUGGCUUUUACGAUGGGCCAUUACAAGAGAUAAUUUCCUCUCAAAAGUGAUUUUCACCAUCUUUUAAUUUUGCAGUUAUGCUAAACGAGGCUAGCUUGGUGACAUUUAUCUCUAGAUUGUUAUUUGAACAGGGGGAUCUGUGAAAGCAACCCUUUUUAGACCUAACAGUAAUUUUCCAUAUUUCGUUCAUCUUUUUGUGUGCUACAAGUGAGAAAUAAUCAAUUUACAGUUGUUUUUUAUUCAUUUUAUG
Molecule: messenger RNA, 2214 nt
Organism: Poecilia latipinna (sailfin molly)
Lineage: Eukaryota; Metazoa; Chordata; Actinopteri; Cyprinodontiformes; Poeciliidae
Gene: spry4
Product: sprouty homolog 4 (Drosophila)
Exons: 2
Coding region: 339-1484 (381 amino acids)
Biological process (GO): negative regulation of fibroblast growth factor receptor signaling pathway; animal organ development; multicellular organism development
Cellular component (GO): cytosol; membrane
Source: RefSeq, a predicted model, not a curated record